GUCAUUUGAUGCUACCAGCCAUUUAACAAAAACUGCUGUUUCCAACUCAACACAUCCGAAUCUGUGCCGAUCAAAACCAAGACUACCAUCUCAUGACCAGGGAAAACUGAACUGACAUUCUGUGAGAAGCUUUCUAUACGGCAGGAUCAACAUGAUCUACAAAGGCAUCCUCUGGGCAUUCACGGCUGUUCUGUUUACUGGUUGGGUCUUCACGUAUGAUGAAGACCAAUGUUCUGAUAAGGCGUCAAGACACUCAUGUAACUGGACCUGUAUGCUUCUCACUCUUCAAUGGCCUGGGAGUUUCUGCAUAAGCCUUAACAAUACAAAUAUUUGCAAAAUACCACAGACUGUUCAAAACUGGACUAUCCAUGGUUUAUGGCCUGAACAUACUGGUCACUGCUGUGACUGCUGGCCGAUAUUUCAUUCCCAUCUGCAGGACAUUGAACCUGACCUUUCUCAGCUGUGGCCUUCACUAGUGAAAGCUAAGAACUACUUCAUCUUCUGGAAGGAAGAGUGGAUUAAACACGGGACUUGUGCAGGUUGUGAUGAAACUAUGGGCUCACCGGUUCAUUACUUCCAGACUGCAAUCAAGCUUCGGAAACUCUAUGACAUCGAUAGUGUCUUAAAAACUUCUGGAAUCGAAACCUCCUGUGACGUGUCGUAUAAAUAUGAUGACAUAAGUAGUGUCCUGGAACCACUGUUUGGGCGGAAUUACGACUUGCAGUGCGUGACAGACAAGAAGGGUCGUCAAGUGUGGGUCCAACUGAAGAUAAAUCUCUUCAGAAACCAAACGCUUGGAUGCCAUAAACAAGAGCAAAAGCAGUUGUUUAAUACCACAGCGUGGCUUCACAGUCCAGGACAUCCCUGUCCAAAAAACGAAAGCAUCUUUUACUUUCCAAUUAACUAUGAGCAACCCCAUGAACCUUGCAACUCGAGCCAUUCCAGACAAGCUUAGGUCAGCGCGUGUCUGAAUAAUAUCUUCCCUCUUUUAAUAAACAAGCUACAUUAAACCUAAAGAAUUCAGCCUUUGGA
Messenger RNA from Triplophysa rosa, 1032 nucleotides. RefSeq names its product ribonuclease T2, like (gene rnaset2l). Gene Ontology annotation, cellular component: extracellular region. Gene Ontology annotation, biological process: RNA catabolic process. NCBI's taxonomy places the organism in Eukaryota, Metazoa, Chordata, Actinopteri, Cypriniformes, Nemacheilidae. The transcript is spliced from 11 exons. The record is from RefSeq and is a predicted model, not a curated record. The coding region runs from base 152 to 955 and encodes 267 amino acids. Gene Ontology annotation, molecular function: RNA binding; ribonuclease T2 activity.